Triticum urartu is the source of this 1388-nucleotide messenger RNA. RefSeq names its product GEM-like protein 4. The record is from RefSeq and is a predicted model, not a curated record. NCBI's taxonomy places the organism in Eukaryota, Viridiplantae, Streptophyta, Magnoliopsida, Poales, Poaceae.
GAAAGGGGGCAAGGCCGUCUCCAAGGGGCGCCAAAGCUCCGCCUCUCUCUGGCUAGGUUGGCCAGGCCGAAUUAGCUAUGGGAUGACGCGGCCACGAACGUGGACGACCGCGCGCGCCUUUCUGAUCCGCCGGUGACUCGGCCGGCCCGGCUGCUGACUCCGCAUGCCCGCUGCCUUUGCCAAAAGGAUCCACCACCGCGCGCGCGCGGCCGCCUAUAAAAGCCCGGCCACCGCAGCGGCACUCCGGUACCAAUCCCCGAUACCUUACUCGCUAAGUUAACCCACCACCAACACCACCACCAGCGCAGCGCAACGCACGGCGGACCUAGCUAGUUGAUCGAUCGUUCUUCGUCGAGCUUUCUGCAGCAGUCAGCCAAGAUGAAGUCCAGCAGCGGCGGCCAUGUCGUGGGAGUCCCGGUGACCUCCAAGGCGUAUGGGAUUGAGGAGAAGGCGCCGUCGGCCAGGGACGGCCAGUCGUUCAGGAAGGCCGACGGCGAUCACCUUGCUGUCUCCUUGACGAAUCCUAGCCCCUACACGUCUUUCGGCUACAAGCACAGCAGCAAGGGUCAGGUUGUCCACUGGGUGAGCAAGCUGAGCAGAAGGGCGCAAGGCUUCCGUGAGCAUGUGACGCUGGGUCCCAAGAUAUCGGAGACCGUGAAGGGGAAGCUGAGCCUGGGGGCCAAGAUCCUGCAGGCCGGCGGGAUCGAGCGCGUGUUCCGGAAGGCCUUCACGGCCGAGAAGGGCGAGCGGCUGGUGAAGGCGCUGCAGUGCUACCUCUACACCACCGGCGGCCCCAUCGCCGGCAUGCUCUUCGUCUCCACCAAGCGGAUCGCCUUCCGCAGCGACCGGCCCGUCACCGUCACCUCCCCCAGGGGCGACGUGGCGCGCGUCUCCUACAAGGUGGUCGUCCCGCUCAAGCGGAUCGACAAGGUGCGGCCCAGCGAGAACGUCGACCGGCCGGAGGAGAAGUACAUCCACGUCGCCACCGUCGACGGCUUCGAGUUCUGGUUCAUGGGCUUCGUCAGCUACCAGAGGUCCUGCAAGUACAUGCAGCAGGUCAUCGGCGGCGUCGCGGAGCUGCAAUGACUAGCCGGGCGGCGCGGUCCGCCGGAGGAAGACGUACGCGAGGCCCGCCGUUUGUUCCGUCGGCACGAUGAGAAGUGGAGUUGUGGGCUGCUGCUGCUGCGCCAUCUUUUGCUGUAGAGCAGUAGUAGUAGCCCUGGCUGGAAUUGCUCGAUCUUAUUUCGGAUCGGAGCAACUUGGAUCCUUCCGCGUACGAUUUGGAUUGGCUUAUGUUUUUCCAAGCGAUUGCUUAAUUUGUACUAGGAUGGGCAAAGAAAUUAACCGUGCUGCGUGUGAAUGAAUGGAAAGGCAGUUGUUCAAAAUUA